AUGAAGGGGCUGCUUUCGAAGGAGUGGAAAGGGUGUGUUCAGGCCAGGAAUGUGCAGCCCUGUUCCUUUCCCCAAAUCAGCCAUGGAUCUCAGCGCCCCCAGGUCUCCAACUGUUUCCAGUUCCCAUCCUUCCUCCGCACAGUGCCCAGCAGCACCCACCAGCCCUGGGUCCUGGCCAAGCUCUUGAGUUACUUUAACAGGACCUCGGUAGGCCUGGUCAGUUCUGACAAUAGCAACUUUGAGUGGCUGGAGCAGCAGCUGCAGAAGCAGAUUGGGGACGAGGGUGGCUGCGGGGCCUUCUCAGAGAUCAACAGUGUAGAUGACAGCAUCAACAGCAUGGCAAACAUCAUCACCCAAACGCCUCCUGCCAAGGUCAUCAUCUAUGACUGCUACCGUUUUCACUUCAGACUCCUGGUGGGAGCCCUUCAGGGAAACAAUGUGACUGGAAGGACGUGGAUCUUUUCCACCUCCUUCGCAUUUAACCCCUCGGUGCUGGGUCCCAAAGCCCAUGAGUUGCUGAACGGCAGCUUGAGCCUGACCAUACACUUAGGAAUAAUACCUAUCUUUAGGGAUUUCCUGUUGGUGCUGUGCCCAGCCCCUGCCAGAGAAGGGGCUUGGCAUCGCACAGGGCUGGAGAACAUGACCACUGCCCACCUAUCUGCCUUCAAACUUCCGGAUCUAACUGCCAUUUACCAAGCCCACCUGGCAGCCAAAGCCCUGUGGGUCGCCUAUCCGAACUUGAUGUCCUGCUGUCCGAGAGAGGGACCGUUCCUGGGAGGCACGUAUGUCAAUGCGUGGGAAGCCAGGCCUUCUCAGGUUAACUUCGCCACCAAAGCCCAAGAAGAGGUUUUCUUCACCAAAGAUGGGGAAGUGCUGGCAACGUUUGACAUUAAAAACAUCUAUGUUCUCCCAGACCUGUCAGGAAGGACAGCCAUUGUUGGACACUUUGACUUCAGAGCACCUUCUGGAAAAAAUGUUCUGUUAGAUGACAGCGCAAUCUCAGGCAUAUGGUUUUUUAUACCCAUGACUAUCACACCUCAAUGUCCAAAUCAUCCCACCCUGAGAGGAGGGAACAAAGUUGCUGAUGAACAAGGCAGCAGAAUAGAGUUCCAGGGAAGAAAUGAGCAUCAUCGCCCCGCAGGCAAGGGGCUGACCCCGCCUGUUGAGAUCUUCACUCAGUACUGUUUCAGGUAUCUCACAGCCCAGGUCCCUUCCUCAGUCUGCAGCAAAAAAUGUCCUGAGGAAACCAAGAAGUCAACCUAUUUGAGAAGUCAAAAUGCUGCUACAAAAUCCUUCCCUGCCCCAGAGGAGAAAUCGCAACGUCACCAGAUAGUGUUGCAUGUCAUUAGUGUUGCGUGUCAGAAGUGCUCUGACAACCAGUGGCCCAAUGUGCAGAAGAGAAAGUGCAUCCCCAAAACCCUUGACUUCUUUUUCUAUCACAAGCCCCUUGACACGGCGUUGGCUGUCUGCACAGCCCUGCUCUUCCUCCUUGCCCUGGCCAUCUUAGGCAUCUUCAUCUGACACCACCACACUCCCACCAUCCGAGCCAACAACUGCCAGCUCAGCUACCUCCUGCUGUCCUCCUUGGCCCUCAGCUUCCUCUGCCCCUUCGAGUUCAUUGGCCACCCAGACCCCAUCACCUGUGCUGUGCACCAGGCAGCCUUUGGGGUCACCUUCACGGUCUGCAUGUCCACUGUGCUGGCCAAGACCAUUGUGGUGGUGGCAGCCUUCCAUGCCACCCAGCCAGACACCCAGCUUAGGAGGCAUGCCCAUAGCAAAGACACCACGGCCGUGGAGGUCUUUUUCAUCUUGGCAUCAGGAGGAGGACUCAUGUCCUCCCUCUUCCUUCCCAAAUGCUACAUCAUCCUUCUCCAUCCUGAAAAGAACAAAAAAGACUAA
This is a messenger RNA of Mandrillus leucophaeus (drill), 1899 nucleotides long. Its product is annotated as extracellular calcium-sensing receptor-like. NCBI's taxonomy places the organism in Eukaryota, Metazoa, Chordata, Mammalia, Primates, Cercopithecidae. The record is from RefSeq and is a predicted model, not a curated record. Gene Ontology annotation, biological process: G protein-coupled receptor signaling pathway. Gene Ontology annotation, cellular component: membrane. The transcript is spliced from 8 exons. Gene Ontology annotation, molecular function: G protein-coupled receptor activity.